Molecule: messenger RNA, 897 nt
Organism: Sciurus carolinensis (gray squirrel)
Lineage: Eukaryota; Metazoa; Chordata; Mammalia; Rodentia; Sciuridae
Product: butyrophilin-like protein 2
Exons: 4
Coding region: 1-897 (298 amino acids)
Biological process (GO): T cell receptor signaling pathway; regulation of cytokine production
Cellular component (GO): external side of plasma membrane
Molecular function (GO): signaling receptor binding
Source: RefSeq, a predicted model, not a curated record
AUGGGCUGCCCCAGCUCAGGAGCAGGAAUGUGUGAGCCUAAACAGGGAUCCAUGACCUGGGAAGAUAUUCUACCAGUGCACUUCCUGGCACCAGUUAUUCGACAGUUCCAUGUGAUAGGACCAAGAUCUCCAGUCAUCGCGGAGGUGGGGGAAGAGGCUGUGUUCUCCUGCCACCUGAGGCCAGCCAUGGAUGCUCAGCACAUGGAGGUGACAUGGUAUCACAAUCAUCAACCGGGCCUGGUGCACGACUAUAGGAAUGGCCAGGACCAUGUGGAGCAGCAGCGACAGGAGUACCGCGGGAGGACCCAGUUCCUGAAGGGGAACAUCAGCCAGGGGCAGGUGGCCCUGAGGCUCCGGCCCAUCCGCCCUUCAGAUGGAGGGGACUACAGGUGUUUAUUUGCAAGCCCCACAGAGUACAGAGAAGCACAGUUCUCUGUGAUAGUCACAGCCUCAGGCCUGGCUCCUCGUAUUCAUGUUGAACCUGGUCCCAGCAGGAGCAUUAAGCUGACCUGCAUGUCCCGAGGGUGGUACCCGGGGCCAGAGGUGCAGUGGAGUGGCCCUGGAGGACUCCACCUGGAACCUGCCUCUGAGACGAAGACAGUAGAAGCAGACGGCCUGUUCCAUGUGGAGUCCUCCCUCACAGUAGGGGAAAGCUCCAGAGGACACGUGUCUUGCUCCAUCAGGAACCCCGUCUUCAAUGAGGAGAAGGAGGCCCACGUGUCCAUGGCAGCUGGGACCCAUCUCUGGGACCUGGACCAGGAGAUGUGCCUGGUUCAGGAGCUGAUCCCUCACAGUUCCUGCUAUCAUCUGAGAAGAACUCCAGGUGACCUUAGGCGUAGCCUGGCCUUACAGCCACAGCCACGUGAUGUGGAGGACACCUGGACAGCAGGCCCAUGA